This is a messenger RNA of Sabethes cyaneus, 1643 nucleotides long. Its product is annotated as retinol dehydrogenase 13-like. NCBI's taxonomy places the organism in Eukaryota, Metazoa, Arthropoda, Insecta, Diptera, Culicidae. The record is from RefSeq and is a predicted model, not a curated record. The transcript is spliced from 3 exons. The coding region runs from base 99 to 1091 and encodes 330 amino acids.
CAGAGUGAAAUUUUGAAUCGAUUUUGCAAUGCCGCAGUAAAGUUGCACUGUACUUUUAAUUCUAAUAACAUUAGUUUAAUUUAGAAUAAGCAGCAAAAAUGUUCCGCAGCAAGCUUGUAUUAGGAGUAAGUCUCACAGGAACUAUUAUUGGCGGUUCGGUGCUGUUAAAGGAUUACAUGCAAGGUGCCCGAUUCAAGCGUGGCGGUGAUAUACGGGCCGAUGGAAAGGUGGUAAUCGUUACUGGGGCUAACACCGGUAUUGGAAAGGAAACGGUUAUGUAUUUGGCUAACCGGGGCGCCAACGUCUAUAUGGCCUGCCGUGAUAUGAAGAAGUGCGAGGAAGCGCGCAAGGAAAUUGUACUGGAAACGAAAAAUGCAAACGUCUACUGUCGGCAAUGCGAUCUGUCCUCGCUGCAGUCGGUGCGCAAAUUUGUUGAGCAAUUCAAACAGGAGCAAACUAAGCUGGACAUUUUAAUCAACAAUGCCGGUGUGAUGCGCUGUCCACGGUCAGUUACAGCGGAAGGCAUCGAGUUGCAGCUGGGUGUUAACCAUAUGGGCCACUUUCUGUUAACAAAUCUACUCCUCGAUAUGCUUAAAAUGUCGGCUCCUAGUCGUAUCGUUGUGGUUUCUAGUCUCGCACACACACGUGGCAAAAUAAAUGUUCAGGAUUUGAACAGCGAAAAGAGCUAUGACCGAGCUGCAGCUUAUGAGCAAAGUAAGCUGGCCAAUGUACUAUUUACGAGAGAAUUGGCUAAACGAUUGCAAGGCACGGGAGUAACCGUUAAUGCCGUUCAUCCAGGGGUUGUUGAUACGGAGAUAAUGCGACACAUGGGCAUUUUUAACAGUUGGUUUUCCGGUAUUCUGGUCAAACCGUUUAUUUGGCCGUUCCUCAAAUCGCCGAUUGCGGGCGCUCAAACGUCGGUCUAUGCUGCAUUGGAUCCGGAAUUGGAAAAAGUUUCCGGUCAGUAUUUUAGCGAUUGUGCUGCGAAGGAUGUCGCUGAGCAGGCAAAAGACGACAAGUUAGCUCAGUGGUUAUGGGCUGUCAGCGAUAAGUGGACUGGUACUCUAACUGGAACGGCAGCUGUUUCCUGACAGCGGAUUAUCAAGAAGAACGGCAGCAAAGACAUCAUCAUUUUUAGUGAACCAAAUUUACAGAAAUAAUGCGAUUGGUGUUGGUGGGUGGAGGAACGAUAAAUUUCACCAGAAAAGCUUACGGCAGACGGUCUUCUCUUGUGUAUAAGCGGAUAAUAUUGGCGCCACAUGGGCGGUAAAAUUAGCCGAACCGGAAUUGUCAGUCUAGAGAUAGAAGAACAAACAAUUUGCAUAGUUUCCAAUUAGGAGUUGGCUAAAUAAAAUUAAAAAUAGUCAGCGAAGCUUAAUCUAGGUACAAUUUUGGCAAAGCUUUGCCAUGAGAUGGAAUUAGUCGAACCGGAAUACCCGGUUUAGAUCCAGAAUAACCGAUCAUUUGCAUAGCUACCAGUCUAGAGUUAGUAAAACGAAAUUAGAAAUAGCUUCCUAUGGUUUAGUUUGCUUAGGCUGAGCGCAAUUUAGGCAGACGGUUGAUUUAAAAUAACACCUAAUCAUUGAAUGUUGUGUGAAACAUGUGUGUUAGUUUUGUAAUUUUGGUUCAAUAAAAGUGUUAUC